Molecule: messenger RNA, 801 nt
Organism: Hibiscus syriacus
Lineage: Eukaryota; Viridiplantae; Streptophyta; Magnoliopsida; Malvales; Malvaceae
Product: ankyrin repeat-containing protein BDA1-like
Exons: 2
Coding region: 1-801 (266 amino acids)
Molecular function (GO): protein binding
Source: RefSeq, a predicted model, not a curated record
AUGGCCAUGCUUCAAAAUUCCAUUCCCAGUUCACGUUUCCCAUCAAUCUUCAUCACCACGAAUUCAGCAAUCAUCUAUAAACAUACACAGUUGUCUUUGCCAGAUUGUCAAGUGAUAGAUAUGGAAUCGAGAUUGUUCGAAGCAGUUCGUGUCGGAGACGUAUCCGCGUUCCACUCGUUACUCAAGGAAGAUCCGUUUCUGCUCGAUCGGGUCGCCUUGAACUCCGUCUGCAACCCUCUGCAUGUUUCCGCUUUAUCGGGACAAGUGGAGGUCACAAAGGAAGUAUUGAUCAGGAAGCCGGAAUUCGCUCGGGAGAUAGACGAGAACGGUUUGGUCCGUUGCAUGUUGCCUCAGCACGGGCACAUUGAAAUAGUAAGAGAGCUUGUGAGAGUUGGAUAUGAUAUAUGCCUUCAGAAGGGAGCAUAUGGUAAGGUUCCGCUUCAUUGCGCGGCAUUGAAAGGGCGGGUCGAAGUUGUUAAGGAACUGGUGCACGCUUGUCCCGAGUCGAUUAAACAAGUGACUGUUCGGGGCGAGACCGUACUCCAGUUGGCUGUAACAAGCAACCAGAUAGAUGUUGCGAGGGUAUUGAUCGAGGAGACGAAGAGAUUGCAGAUGAUGGAGGUUUUGAAUUGGGAAGACAUAGAUGGGAACACCGUAUUACAUCAGGCAACCUUCAACAGACAGCACGAGCAAGUCGGAACCAUGAAAGCCCGAGAAAUAUCAACCAACCCUACUUAUAUCCCAUCUCAAACCGCAACGCAGUGUGAUCUUCGUGUUCAUGGAACCUAUGGAAGGAGCUAA